AUGUAUCUACUCUCAUUCAGCCCCCUCCCAAACAGUCCAGUUCGUCCAGUUCAGUUCAGUCCAGUCCAGUCGAAUCCCAUCCAGCCAGUCCAUCGCGAACCAUCCAGUCCAUCACCAUCACCAUCACCAUCACCAUCACCAUCACCAUCACCAUCACCAUCACCAUCACCAUCACCAUCACCAUCACCAUCACCAGCACCAUCACCAUCACCAUCACCAUCACCAUCACCAUCACCAUCACCAUCACCAUCACCAUCACCAUCACCAUCACCAUCACAUCACCAUCCCAUCACCAUCACCAUACCAUCCCAAUAA
Messenger RNA from Botrytis sinoallii, 315 nucleotides. RefSeq lists its product as uncharacterized. The transcript has a single exon. NCBI's taxonomy places the organism in Eukaryota, Fungi, Ascomycota, Leotiomycetes, Helotiales, Sclerotiniaceae. Bases 1 to 315 code for a protein of 104 amino acids. The record is from RefSeq and is a predicted model, not a curated record.